Trichophyton verrucosum HKI 0517 is the source of this 1233-nucleotide messenger RNA. Its product is annotated as VHS domain protein. Gene Ontology annotation, molecular function: ubiquitin binding; phosphatidylinositol binding. Gene Ontology annotation, biological process: actin cortical patch localization; actin filament organization; endocytosis. Gene Ontology annotation, cellular component: actin cortical patch. Bases 1 to 1233 code for a protein of 410 amino acids. Lineage: Eukaryota; Fungi; Ascomycota; Eurotiomycetes; Onygenales; Arthrodermataceae. The transcript has 2 exons. The record is from RefSeq and is a predicted model, not a curated record.
AUGUUUUCAGGAUCGAUAGAUAGUCUCACUGCCGAACAAUACGAAGUUGAUGACUGGAGCGGCAUUCCAGACCUGAUCGAGGUCAUCCGCCUGCAGGCCAGCGGACCCUCAGAAGCUAGUCGCGCCUUGAGGAAGAAGCUGUUCGUAGUUCUAUUCUUGUCUAUUGGAAGGGAAAGAAGGGCACUGCUCAAUUUCAUGACUAACACAUUUUCUUGCAGGAAGUAUGGCAAUGUACAUCGUCAACUGAGAGCUCUCACGAUCCUCGACUUUCUCAUACAAAAUGCCGGAGAAAGAUUUCACAGAAGCUUUGCCGACGAGCCACUCCUUGAACGGCUGAGGGUCAUCGCGACUGACCCUCAUACCGAUGCAUCGGUCAAGGAGAAAUGUCAGCAACUAUACUCUCAAUGGGCAGUGUCGUUCAAAGGUGUUGCUGGGAUGGAGCGAGUCACUGCCCUUUAUAAGCAACUCCCUAAACGAAAAAAACGUGCUGGUCCCGAAAACUCGAAUAUCCUCAAAGACUCACCUGAAGAACCUUUGGGUCACUCUGUCUCUAUAGUCGCAGGCGACGGACCGUCAAGAACCUUAAGCUCGACCACUCCAUCUUCAUCCUCCAAUUCCAAAUCACUUUUCGACUCAAAGAAGAAGAAUAAGCAAAAAUCGGAAAAGCAUUCAUCAACUGGAAACAGUAUAACAGAUAGACAUGCUAAGGCUAAAGCUAAGGCCUCUGAUGAGGAUGUUGCUCGCAUAAAGCGUACCGUUGCGGAUGUAGGUUUCGCAAUAACCCGUCUAGAAAACGCUAUGAAGCUUGUCAACCGCGAGACGAUGCGUGUUAGCCAGGAUAAAGAGGUCAUGCGCCGGGUUGAUGAGUGUAAAGUGCUCCGGUCUGAGCUCCUUAAAUUCAUCCACAAACUUGACGAAAAUUAUCUUGGGAUCCUGAUUCAUAGCCAUGAAGAAAUCAUUAACGCCCUCCUAGCGUUUGAAGUCAUGGAUAAAAGUGUGGAUGAUGACAGUGAUAGCGAGGAGGAACUAGAUUCAGCUCAUGCAAAUACUCAAGGCUUACCCCCAGCAAAACCACCACGCCCACAGACCGUACCAACCUUACAGGUUGAUAAAUACAACGAUCUGGAAAGCGAGAGCGAACAGUCAGAAGAGGAUGAUGACAUUAACAACCCAUUUGGCGACAGGAAUGCCAUCAGUACUCCAGCUUUGGAAAAAUCUGGGAUGACCUGGUAA